This is a messenger RNA of Guillardia theta CCMP2712, 1557 nucleotides long. RefSeq lists its product as hypothetical. Gene Ontology annotation, biological process: signal transduction. The record is from RefSeq and is a predicted model, not a curated record. NCBI's taxonomy places the organism in Eukaryota, Cryptophyceae, Pyrenomonadales, Geminigeraceae. Gene Ontology annotation, cellular component: cytoplasm. The transcript has 10 exons. Bases 44 to 808 code for a protein of 254 amino acids.
GCUUCUAGCCUUCUGUUUCAACAACACAACAACACUUGCAGCAAUGUCCAGCGACUCUCGUGAGGAGAAUGUUUACAUGGCCAAGCUCGCCGAGCAGGCCGAGCGCUACGACGAGAUGGUCGAGGCCAUGAAGUCUAUCGCCAAGAUGGAUGUUGAGCUCACCAACGAUGAGCGCAACCUUCUCUCCGUUGCCUACAAGAACGUGAUUGGUGCCCGUCGUGCUUCUUCUCGCAUCAUUUCCUCCAUCGAGCAGAAGGAAGAGAACAAGGGCAACGAGCACCGUGUCUCCAUGAUCAAGGAGUACCGCCACAAGGUUGAGUCUGAGCUCUCCAACAUCUGCAAUGACAUCCUCAACAUCCUCGACAAGCACCUCAUCUCCUCUGCUACCACUGGCGAGAGCAAGGUGUUCUACUACAAGAUGAAGGGUGACUACUGGAGAUACUUGGCGGAGUUUGCUGUUGGCGCUGGUCGCAAGGAGGCUGCUGAGCAUUCCUUGGUUGCCUACAAGAACGCCCAGGACAUCGCUCUCACCGAUCUUCCCCCCACCAACCCCAUCCGAUUGGGCCUGGCUUUGAACUUCUCUGUGUUCUACUAUGAGAUCCUCAACUCACCGGACCGCGCAUGCCAGCUCGCCAAGCAGGCCUUCGAUGAUGCCAUCGCUGAGCUUGACACUCUCAACGAGGAGAGCUACAAGGACAGCACCCUCAUCAUGCAGCUCUUGAGAGAUAACCUCACCUUGUGGACAUCCGACACCCAGGAGGAUGCUUACGACAAGGACGCUGGUGACGAGGAGGGCGGUCAGGAUUAAAUUGUAGUUAGCUCAUGAACGAUUCUGGGAUUGCUGAAUGUUGAUUCUUGAAUGUUAAAGACAUCAACCUUGUGUUUGGGUAUUUUGUUUCGCAUUUCAGUUGUUAUUGCACUAUAAGAAACUGAUUUACAUAUCUCGGUUGAACUUCUAAAUAAAUGAAAACCAAAACAUCAGUUACUUGCCGUGCAGUCUCGCCCACUCGCGGGAGGCUUGCUGAAAGUCGACUUGUCCAUCAUGAAACGUGAUGAAGGGUCCGAAGUCGCCCGUGUACUGGUUGUGGAACCCGACGAAGAUGGCGUAAAGGAUGAUGCUGAUCUUGAAGCCGAAGAAGAGGAGAAGGCUUGGCUCGUUCCACACGUUCACCCCGGGCUUGAUGGGGUUCAUCAUGAGCAUAAGGCCUGACUUCCCGCCAGGAUACGCAUUCUUCUUCUGCCCCUCCGGCACAGGCAUGAGGCGUCCAAGUCUUGGCCCUGACGACAGAGGAGCGUCUGCUACCUGUUUCGGUUCUUCCCAAGUGGACUCGCCUGUCUUGGUGUUGUACCAGUACGUUGCGCCCGUGCUGCUGUCUGUGGCAGUCUGCCAUUCGUUGGUGCUCAUCGACUGUCGCAGCGCGACACGGGAAAUGCCAACCGGGCGAGCAGUCGACGGCAUGAGGCUGACGGGGGAGGACAUGAAGGCCAUUGUCACUCCCGCCUGCACAACCAGCGCCAAGAGCCCGAGACAGGAGCGCAUUGUCGCUUCUUUAGGAC